Molecule: messenger RNA, 8621 nt
Organism: Phlebotomus argentipes
Lineage: Eukaryota; Metazoa; Arthropoda; Insecta; Diptera; Psychodidae
Gene: mtd
Product: TLD domain-containing protein 2
Exons: 20
Coding region: 656-4366 (1236 amino acids)
Biological process (GO): response to oxidative stress
Cellular component (GO): nucleus
Source: RefSeq, a predicted model, not a curated record
UAUGCGCCAAAUGAAAGUUGACAAGGCAAGAGUGUUUUCUUCCGUUUUCUACAUUUUAAUCGUCGGCUCUGUGAAUAGCUCGUUUUUUUUGGUAAAUAGAGAAAAUUGAGUAUGUCUAAGUAUAUAAAAUUCAUAGUGAAUAGCCAAUAAAAAUGGUGUAAAUUGCAAUUAAUUUGUAGAAUGUUGUUUCUCUACGUGAGACUGUAAUUACUGGAAUUUGUGUAGUUUUAUUUAUUGAAACAUUGUGGCUGGGUAAUCUGGCACUGAUGCGGUAUGAAGGAAACACUUAAGCUCUGUGCAAUCCAGAAAGAGAGUUGAUCGUGUUAUCAAUAUGGGUCUGAGUCAUUAUUAUCUCACUUGUCCCUAUGCCAGAAAUCUCUCUAAUCCGUCUUUUUAUUGGACACAAUUGGUGAUGUUUUGGAAGUCAUCGUGAAUCAACACACCUGUAAUUGGGCGACAUAAUAGAAAUAUUUAUGACGAUUGUAUCAGAGAAAUUUCCCCAUAAAAAUACGCUAUACUCCCCCUCUGGCAGCGAGUUAAUGACGUGAGUGAAGAGUACGUGAAAGACUGUCGAAAACGAAGGUGGAAACACAAGACAUUGAGAGCUUUAUCAGUGAAAUUUUGAUAAAGAGAGACAAGAAAAGAAGAGAAAAAAAUGACGAGUGUGUUGUCGGCGGGAAAGUACCGCUCGCGGAAAGAUUGGAGCACAAGCUCUAUUCCGACACUGGUGUCUCUCGAGGAGGAGUCCACGACGCCCACUGAGGAGAAGGAGGACAAUGGAAUUCCACCUAAGCCGCCAAGGCGCUCAUCUCUGGCCAUGGGACUGUUGGGACUCAGUCCUACCGUGAGCAAUAACAACACGGCUGAAAAGCCGAGCAAGCGACGGAGCUCCAUUGCUGUGGCAUUUCUAGGACGGCGCGAGAGUGGUCAGAAGAACAAGGACCAAUUCGGCGAAAUGCCAUCAAUUGGACGUCUGAAGAGUGCCACUGAUAGCGAGAAUGGAAUGGCCAAUUCGGAGAAUGGGGAUCAUCUUCAUGCGGAAUUGCCUGGCAGGCGGCACAGGCGGUCAUCGUGGCAGGCAAAAUUUGAGCGACGACGCCGAAAGGUUGGCCUUCCACCCACGGUGGAUGACAAUGAGAUGGCGGAUGAACCGCCAAUGGGCUUAGGAGGACGCCAAAAGAGGCACUCGUGGUGGAAUAUUCUCAAGCCGGAAAAUCUGAAGCAGAGGUCUCGUAGAUCAAGUCAGGCUGAUGUUGAUAUUUUAUCUCGCACGGGAGGUCCAGUCUUUCGGAGUAAAUCAAGGAGUGUGGAUCAUGGUUUGGCUCCAUUUGAUUUGGACUCGCUCAAGUCGAAGGUGGAAGGCAGAAUUGACAGCGUGGAGCGCUUAUCAAGAGAUGCUGAGAAGAAGAAAGCCCCACCAAUUCCAACAACAACUUAUACAGUUGGCGAUCGAGAUACUCUAACAUCAGUGGCAGCAAGAUUUGAUACGACACCCUCUGAAUUGUCAAAGCUCAAUAGAUUGGUGAGCUCAUUCAUCUAUCCUGGACAGCAGCUAUUGGUUCCUGAUAAGUCAGCUAUCGUGGAAAGUGGUGAAGGUUCUACCACUUCUGGCAAGUCUAGUCCGACAGGAAAAUCCACAGAUGAUUUACACGAGGAGAAAGAGUUGCUUGAUGGCUUACGACCAGGAUCACCAAAGCCGGGACACAUCGAACGAGUCUCCUCCCCGAACGUACAUGGACAACACAAUGAGGACGAUCCUGUGAUCACGCAGAGAUUCCUCAAGAUCAAUGUGAGACACAUAACUGAUGGACAAGGCGUUGUGGGUGGAGUUCUUCUCGUGACACCCAAUGCUGUCAUGUUUGAUCCCAACGUGUCCGAUCCGUUGGUGAUUGAACAUGGCCCAGAGAGCUAUGGUGUAAUUGCACCCAUGGAUUUGGUUGUCAACGCAGCAAUCUUUCAUGAUAUUGCCCACAUGAGAGUGGGCAAUGAGGCGAGCAACGAGAAGCCCGAGGUGUAUUAUCCCAAACCUCUAGUGAGUCGCUACGAAGGCACUCACUCACCUGGGAAGGACUCCCUGCUGGUGAAGGAUGAGACCUUCCCAGAGCUGGGUGUGGGCUCAGUAGAGGGUUGUGAUGAUCAGGAGAGCGUGUGCUCCAGCAAUGGACGCGAGGGUGAUGCUUUUCCCAAGGCAUUCGAUCGGGAUCUUGUGACACCGACAAAUCUCCAACAUGCUGAGCAACUGGAAGAGUUUAGAAAUGCACGUGAAGCUACAACCAAGGCACUUUCAAUGGAGUCAGCAACAUCCACAGAAGCCAAAGAGGCCAAGCCUGAUGACCAUAAAGAUGAGGCUGAGGAGGCCGAAGAGGGGACACUUGAUGUGAUGACGAGUGAGAUGAAGAGUCUGGAGGAGCGCAGAAAGAGUCUGUUGGAUCACCAUUGGGCCAUUCCCAGCAAAGAUAGAUAUUGUCAUUCCAAUAGUCAAAGAUCUCAGGAGGAUGAGGAUGACCUGGCUGAGGAGAGUCUCGAGACAGUGGCAUCGAUCCCACCGCCACAGCCAAUGAUUAGUCAGCCCGAUGAGGAGGUGGAUGAUCAGCAGCUCGUCAAACUGUCGUGCCAUGAUUCAGGGAUUGACAUUCGUGAUCCCAAUUCACUGCCACUGCCGGGCGUUCAGCAGAUACCUACGAAGAAGGUGUACAGCGAUGCAGACAUUGUUCUCAGUUCAGACUGGGUGCCACCGCUGACCAUUGCAUCAUCCCAUUUCACUGACAGCCCACCACGAUCUGGGCAGAUGGUGAUCAGUGGCCAAUCGACGAUGCAGUCGAACAGCCUUGACCAGAGUGGGCGCAAGAAGACGUCAAGUGUGAGCUUUAGCGUGGAAGAUAGCGAACAUCAGGCCACGGACAGAACGGGUGAUAAGAAGAACAAGAUGCUGAAGCGAUUGUCAUAUCCUCUGGCGUGGGUGGAAGGUCUCACUGGUGAAGGAAAUAAGUCUGAAUCGAUUGAGUCAGCACCAAACACUGGUGACUCCAGUCAGAGUGUAUUUUCUAAAGUAUUCUCCAGUUCCCCAAUAACUUUAGUAUCGGAAUUGGGUGGAAAUUUGUUCUUGUCGAAAACACCAUCCGAAGAUUCUGGGGGCUCCCCAGUUCCCCCAUUGACACCACACGAGGGGCAAGGUACCCCCGGACGCUCAUCAAUUGGAACAUUCAUACGACCAAGUCCGAGUUCCUCAGAGUCUUCUCAUCCGUCAUCUCAUAAAUCCAGCAAAGCACCACCGCCGAAGCUGGAUUAUCGAUCAAUGGUUUCAAUUGACGACAUGCCGGAACUCUUUGUCAGCUUCGACAAAUUGAUUCCACGGCCAGCUCGCGCAUGUCCGGAUCCGCCGCUGUACUUGAGAUUAAGAAUGGGCCGACCACUUGGGAAGUCGGUGCCCUUACCAACUUCAGUCAUGUCGUAUGGCAAGAAUAAGUUGCGACCCGAAUAUUGGUUCAGCAUUCCGAAAAAUCGCGUCGAUGAACUAUUUCGAUUUUUGAAUUCCUGGGUUCCGCAUUUGUAUGGUGAGCUGAAUGAGGAGAAAGUGGCUGAACGUGGAUAUGAACUCAUUCAGCACGACACCGAAUGGGCUCAAGGAGGUGUUUCCAAGGAGGGUCGAGUCAAUAGUGAUGGUGAGGACAUUGCUGAAUUAACUCGAGAGUCAUGGGAGCUGCUUAAGGCGCCCUACGUUAAAAUCUUCAAUAUUAUCAAAAGUCAAACAGGAUCCAACGAUUUGGAGGGUGUUGAGGUGCUGUCAAUGAGUGCGGAUGACUAUCGCAAAUCGGCGCUCUUUCCGACUGGCUCAUUUGAUCUUGAAUUCCCCAUCCCGGAUUUAGUUGGACAAACUGAAAUUCUAACAGAGGAACACAGGGAAAAAUUAUGCGGUCACCUUCCUGCUCGUGCAGAAGGAUACUCGUGGUCAUUGGUCUUUAGUACUUCACAACAUGGUUUCUCACUCAAUUCUCUCUAUCGGAAAAUGCACAGGCUCGAAAGUCCCAUAUUGAUUGUGAUACAAGACACAGGAAAUAAUGUGUUUGGAGCUCUGACUUCAUGUUCUCUGCAUGUUUCGGAUCACUUCUACGGCACCGGUGAAUCUUUACUGUACAAAUUCAAUCCCAGUUUCAAAGUCUUUCAUUGGACAGGUGAAAAUUUGUAUUUCAUCAAAGGCAAUCCAGAGAGUCUGUCGAUAGGAGCUGGAGAUGGAAUAUUUGGACUAUGGCUGGAUGGUGAUCUCAACCAGGGACGAUCACAGCACUGUUCGACGUAUGGAAAUGAACCACUGGCGCCGCAGGAAGACUUUGUUGUAAAAACCCUUGAAUGCUGGGCAUUUGUUUAAAGAAUGUCAGUCAGAUAGUUUAUCCUUAAAUCUUCUUAUUUAAAAACUUUUUUUUAAUUCAUUAGUUUUAGUGAGUCAUUAAGAAUAAUUAUUUCUUUGUGAAAACAACCCAUCAUAAUUUACAUGAAAUAUCUUGAUGAUGUGAGAACUUAAGUACAUAUUAAAAGUUAUAUAAGUUGUGUAAAGUAGAACAAUAUUCAUGAUAGCCAUUAAGGAAAGCAGUUCUGUAAGUAUUGAAGGAAUGAUUGCUAGAAGUUGGCACGAAUGUGCGAGAGAGACGAUGAAAGACAGUAAAAAAAGAAAAAGAAUUUUGAUUAGAGAAAUGGCGAUGAGAUGGAGAAUAUUUGCAAUGUUUAGAUGGGUGAAUCGAAGGAGAAUUAAAAAAUGAUUUGUUAAUAGUAUAUUUUUUAAUUAAAAUAUUAAUAAUAUAUUUUUAUAAAUGUAUGUGAUACAAAUUGCGUUUAGGUGGAGCAAUACAGAAAAUGUAGUGAAACUAUUUCAGAAAUCUAAACUAAAUGGAGAAGACCUGAUGCUACUUGAGAGACAGACGUAAAAAGAAAAAAAAAGUAUGCAGUAGAACACAGGCGAAAGAGGAGAAAUCUUGCGUAGUGGAAGAGAUUCACAAUUUAUUUUUUCUAAAUUUCAACAUUGAAGGUGUUUUAACAUAACCAGAAAUAAAGUAGAGUGAAAUAUUGUGAUGUUUAAACAUUAGGCAAGACAACAAAACAUACAAGUGGUGAUGAUGAAAAUUUUUCAGGGAUUUCCUCCCCCAUUAAAACCCAAAGCAAGAUGACAAAAGAAAAAUAUAAGAAGCUUAAUACAAUUUGAAUGAAAUACAGAAAAUGCAUUUGAAUUCAAGAUAGAUGAUAUUUUCUGAUGAUAAAGAAUUCUAAGAUUGACAUAUUGAUUGUAAAUCCUAAACUCAAAAUGCUGCAUUAGAUGAUGAAAAAAAAUGGUGAAAAAAAAGAGAUUAUAUAGAGAAUAUAUUUUGGUCAAUUUGAGGACAUGAUAAAGAUAUGCAAAGUAUUUUAAACGGAUGACAAAGUAAUUAAGCAUGAUAAAAGCGUUAAUGAAUAAUGAAGAUGAAAUGCAAUGUUUUGAAUGAAGACAACGCUAAUUUCACACUAAUUGUAGUUAUUUGUGUACUAGAAAUUGUCGAACUUCAUUACACUGCAAUGAUUAUUUUGCAUUCAGACGCCAUCAAUGAGUAUUCAAGAAUAAUGAUGCAAAACGAGCGGGACGCAAAAGUAAUAAGAGUAAUUUGCGCUUUUCAUGUAAAUUGCAUGUCUGUGUAGGUAUUGGAAAUAAUCUACAGAAUUGCACAAAUAGCAAUUAAUUGUUUCAGUGUGUCACUAGACUUCCUAGCUUUGCAUUAGACUAAAGUGAGUAAAUCUUCACUGUAGUUUGGUAGGAUGAAUUAUUUUUCGGAAGAUCCUUUUUUUUAUGGCUCUAUUGACAAGAGAGAUUUCUUCUUUUCUUUUCUUUGUCAAAAUAUGUAUCUCUAGAGGACUUACCAAACUUGUAUGGUGAACCAAGAAGCACAUAAUAGGCACUCUAAUGAUGAGAGAAAUGUUUGAUUUGAUAAACAUACACUCUUUGUGUGUUGUAACUACACCUAAAAUGAAAAUUACUUGAAUGUGUUGUUUAUGGACAAAUGUUGAGAGAGAAGCAUAAACUAUUUUAAGAAAGAGUUUGAUCUAUUUUUUUAACGACAAGCGAAAAGAUGGCAAGAAUUGAAAUAGAACACAAUACACACAACAACGAAAGUGAAUGAAAGUGGAUAUUGGAAUUGAAUAAGGCUAUUGGACAGUAACACGGUUGACAGAAAGGCAUUGCAGUGCGUCUUCAGGUUGCUUUAAGGGUGUGCAAAUCGUGAAAGUUUUGACCUGAGGACGUACUUAGUAAACAACAUUACAACUGCAAUCAAACAAUCUCACAUUUUCCCCAAAGUAGAGCAUAAGUGACAGAAUAAUGUGGGAAGGAAAGUUGCAAAGGGGGUGUGUAAAGGCUAUACUUGAAAAUUGAGAUGCUGAUGCAAAACACAAGACCAAAUUUAUAUAUAAAAGAAAAAAAAAACAUAAUAAUCAGAAGAAUAUACAUUAAAACAAUUUAAGAAUAGAGAAGAACAUAUUUUACAAUGAGCAAACAUGUAACUUAACUUGUAAAGUUGUAAGUAAACGUAUUUAGAGGAGUAACAUGCGAAAAAAAAAUCUGUAAUUCAUAUAAUUCCAUAAUUGAAAGAAGUAUUAUUGGCCUCAAAGUCGGACAGUCACGCAGCAAGAGCUCUUCCUCCGGCACCCACUAUUUCGUAAUUGACGAUUGGCGAGAAAAUUCACCGAAUUGUUGAUAUAUUUGUAAUUUUUGGAGCACUCGUUGUUUUUUCCUUGCUGUUGCUAAGUAGUGGCAAGCCGUAGGAUGGCAUCGUAGAUGUCACAGCCUCUCAACAAGAUGUUGGCAUUAGUGGGAGGGAGAGCUCGUUGACUUGUUCGAUUUGUAAAUAACCAAACUAUACAUUAUACUAAAUAUUUGAAAUGAAUGAUGAAUAUUUUAGUGUAUCACAUCAUUGAAUUGCCACACACCACUAAAUAUAUAUUGAUAAAUGAUGAGAGAAAUGAAUUAAUUAUGUAACUUCUGUCAAUUAAUAUCGUAGACUGGAUUUAUCCAUAUAUGAGACAUUUGUUAUGUAGUGGAAAUAAUGCAAAAUAGAGACACUUUUUGCCAAAAGAUUAUUAAAAAAAAAGAAACAUAUUGGAUGGCUUUAGCAGACAAAAAACAAUACAUUGAUUGAAGAAGAAAAAAAGUGACACAAUAACACUUGAUAUUGAGUAUUAAAGUGAAUUGUUGAUCAGAGUCCAUUUCUCUAUCGCGGCUUUGUCCAGUGAAUUACAGGACUGAUCAUUUUGUAGGAUCAACGCGGAAGAGAGUGGAGACACUCUUCGGUAUAGAAUUUUAGUAGCACCCUGUAAGAGAUUGAUAAAAAUUGAUAAUAUAUGCUGCCAAGAUCGGAAAUAUUCCUCUCGCACAUUUAUUAGGGUGCUUCUUUUUGUGUGAACAUGUCAAAUCGUAAUGAUAGAUUUUUUUGAUGAGAAUAAAACAAUUUUGAAGUAAAGGGAUAUGAAGAACAGAGAAUUUUUGUAGAGAAACAUGUGAUAAGUUAUGAAAUUGGUCGUAAGAAACUUGAUAAAAUCUCUAGCAAUAUAUCAUGCAACUAUUCUGGAUUGGAUUUAUCAAUGGUUCAUGCGACAACUUUCUAACUGAUCUCAUGAAUGUCUAACAAAUAUCUUUGUGAGUAAAAAAAAACAAAAUGUGCUGUAGAGCCAGAUGAAGAAGUAAGAAAAAAAAACUUUCUGAAAACACAGCUUUGUCAGUUGCGAGUAGACGCAGAGCAGAGAUAAAUCGUGUAAAAUGUGCUUAUCCUUACACACAAAGUAAUGUUAGAACAGAACACAAUAAUUAAAGACAAAAUGAAGUAUAUUAUGCUAAUAAUAUUAAUCAGUAAAUGUACUAAAUGUAAAUAUCUAUUGAUAAACUACCAUAUCCUAUAUAUUGAAGAAGAAGAAGAAAAAAAUCCAUGGGGAAGUGUUUGGAGAAAUUUUCUGAAAACCUAUUCAAUUUUCAAGAUUUUUUGUAACGAAGACGAAAUAAUUCAAUUUUUAAAAACCAAUUUUUGCAAAAAAGUGAGAAACACAAUUUUGACAACGUCAAAAUGAUUUUUCUAUUGAUAUGGCGGCGAAAAAAAAGAGGAGAAAAAUGUAACUUUAAUCCUAUUCUAACUUCCUCUCGAAAGGAAAAAAAAAACCAAUGCAGAGAGAGAGACAUUUCAUGGAGAAUGCAAAUGGCAAUGAGAAGGAAAAGACAUUCUACCAGUUUAUUUUCUACUUUAUUAUUGUUUUAGUUUUUUGAGAAAAAGUUUCACAUGAAAAAUGCUUUUUAAUUGCCCACAAAAAUUUGAAAAUUCAUUAAAAAGAUUGUACGAGAGAGAAAUCAGAGGUGAAAAAAAAUGAGUAAACACAGAGUAAAAAAAAUAUAUUAACCCUUUGAUGAAAGAAAUAAGAUGUAAUAACCAUUGAAAUAUUCAUUGAAGUUUUAGUGCGCAGUAUAUAAAGAAGAGAUGAAAAUGCAGUUUAGCUGAUAGUGAAGAGAGUAUGAAAAAAACAUAACUAUAUGAUAUUUAUGUAUUUGAUUGUAGAUGAGCAAGAUAUAAUGGAAUAAUUAAACAUGAAAAUACAAUAAACACAUGUUACAUAAAAACUAA